AUGUACAACGAUAGCCACACGUACAAGGCUGCCAACAUUUCAGAAAUAAACUGCCAACACGGUUGGGCCUACGACAACACGUGGUUCUCCAUGACUGUGCCAUCGCAGAUGAACUGGGUGUGCAAUAACAAGCACAUUGUCAAUGACAUAAUGUUUUAUUCACAAUAUGUCGCUGCUGUAAUGGGACUGCUCUUCGGCUACGUGGGAGACAUGUGUGGCCGCCGCUGGCAGCAGUUCCUGUGCUUGGCAGCCCACAUGAUCAGCAGGGUCGUGCUGAUUCUCGCACCAUCGAUUCCCAUGUUAUUUGCUGUGGGGGUGUCUCUGGUGGCAGCUGCAAGUGGACCAAUGUUCGAGUCAUCACUGUCUGUCGGACUCGAACUGACAACCAUCAAGCACCGUACGACUAUCAGCGCCAUGGCGUGCCUUUGUGCAGGAGCUGGAAUGAUGGCGGCUGGCCUGGUGGCGUGGAUCAUGCCCUAUUGGAAUUUUCUCUUCCUCUUUGCUGCAUUAUGUUGUCUUGCAUUGUUUUCAUUUUUCAGGUGGUUCCCCGAGUCGCCGCGCUGGCUGGCCUGCAGGGGGCGCCAGGAGGAGGCGCUCAGCCUGGUGCAGCGCAUCGCGGCCGCCAACGGCACUGCCGUGCCUCCGUUCACUCAGAGGGUGCUACGCAAUGUGGCCAGGAGCAAGCGCGACAGGAAGGGACUGCUCAGCAUUUUCUCCAGCUGGAACCUCUUCAAAAAUACAACAGUACUCGUCAUCGUCAGGUCUGUGCACGUGCUGACGAUGUUCUCGCUGGUGCUGAGCUUGGGCGGUGUCAGCGCCAACCCGUUCGCCUCGGUGGCCGCGCAGGGGGCGGCCCAGCUGCCCGGCUACCUGGCCGUCCGCCACUGUGCACACCGCUUCGGCCGCCGCUGGUCCGCUGCAGGAUCAGUGGAGCGCCGGCUGCCAUUCGCCAUCCUCUCCGCACUGAACCUUCUGGCAGCUUUUGCUGCAUCUUUCCUACCAGAAUCUGCAUUACAGAGAUUGCCUGAAUCUUUGGAGGAUGCCGCGUUCUUUGGCAAAGGCCGCCGCUGCACCCUGCUGGUUGGUCUGUUGAUGGCCGCCCCCAGACUGCUGCAGAUGACUGCUCGUGAUGUGUCGUACUCGCAUAUGUUGCCAUGCCGACCUAGUGCGUGGACAACUAAACUGCACCUGGAUAAAUCAGAACUGCUGCGGAUGGCAGAAACUGCCUUUCCUCAGCGCUCUGGCCCGAAAGGCUUCAUAUCUGCAGAUCCAUUUCUCUUUUAUUGA
This is a messenger RNA of Schistocerca nitens (vagrant locust), 1287 nucleotides long. RefSeq names its product solute carrier family 22 member 7-like. Gene Ontology annotation, cellular component: membrane. NCBI's taxonomy places the organism in Eukaryota, Metazoa, Arthropoda, Insecta, Orthoptera, Acrididae. Gene Ontology annotation, biological process: transmembrane transport. Gene Ontology annotation, molecular function: transmembrane transporter activity. The transcript has 7 exons. Bases 1 to 1287 code for a protein of 428 amino acids. The record is from RefSeq and is a predicted model, not a curated record.